Prosopis cineraria is the source of this 1423-nucleotide messenger RNA. RefSeq lists its product as uncharacterized. Lineage: Eukaryota; Viridiplantae; Streptophyta; Magnoliopsida; Fabales; Fabaceae. The transcript has 3 exons. The record is from RefSeq and is a predicted model, not a curated record. The coding region runs from base 439 to 1287 and encodes 282 amino acids.
CUGCCUCCUCCUAUCCUCUCACAGCCUGUCGAGCCAGAAUUAUUAAACCCAUGAUUCUCUGAUUCCUUCUUUUUAAUUAGAGGUGAUAGCUUUCUUGUUUACAAGUAAACAAUGGAAUGGUAUUGACCUGCCAAGAGAUUUUCUGCUGUCUCUGAGCUUUCUUUCUCAAACUCCAUCAUCAUCAUCAUCAGGUGCCCUUCAUGCACUUCUUGGAAUAAUCCGUCCUUGUCUCACUUCUGAUUCUUGCACAACCCUCUCAGAGCCCUGUUUUCCCUUCUCUCUCUCUCUCUCUCUCCCUCUCUCCCUCUCUAUGUAUAUAUAAGUUUGGUUCUGUUAACAACACUCUGACUUAUGGGUAAAAGAACUACCUUGAAAGAGGAAGAUGUUCCAUGAGCUUCAUCUCAGAAACCUGCAAUUUUGGUGCUUCUUAUUUCAGGCAUGGGGACCAAAGUUGAAUAUUCCAUAAAUCUUCUAGCAGCAACCUCAGUAGACAGCAACAAUUUGACUGUGAAGAGUGUGGAUGUGUGGGAAAAUUCUCAGAACAAAAGGCUGACCAGCAAUAAGGGUGACCAAGUUGGAACCAGAAACUUGCAAUUUUCCAUGGAAAAAAUGGUUGACAGAAACAACGUAGAAUUCAUCAGAAAGACAAUGCAGGUGCAUGAGGAAAUCUUCAAACAACAGGUUGAGGAACUACAUAGAGUAUACAGAGUGCAAAAGUUGCUGAUGGAUGAUCUAAAGAAGGAAAUCAAACAGAAGAAACUAUGGAACCCCAUAAAGGAAGAAGAUAUGAGGCAACCUCAACUAACAAAAAAUCCAAAUUUGGCUACAGAUUUGCAAGCUCAGAAUUUGAGAGAUGAUUUAUGCUCAAGGGACAAGAGUACUGGAAGCUGCUCUGCCAUAGUCACCAAAAGUCCACGAGGCUUUGAUCUGGAAAUGCCUGCAGCCGAAGAAGGCACAUUAACAGGAGAAUGUGGGUUGGACGAAGGAGAAGCAGCAGGGCCUAGCUCCUACACUGCAAUUCAGAGUGGUUCUGAUGAAGAAAUAGAAUUGGACUUGACACUAAGUAUAGGAGGAAGAAGCAAAGAGGUUAAGAUGAAGAAUAAGAAGAAUGCAAAACCUCAUGUGCUUGAGUUAACCAGGAAGAUGAAUUUAUGUAGCUCUUUUAAAUCAGAUAGAGUAGGAGAAUGCAGUGACCCCACCACCCCAAUGAGCAGCUCUAGUGUCACAUUUGAACAGGAAAGAAAGGUCUCACAUUGGCUUCUUCAUCAAGGUUUAAAGCUUACAUAGGAGUUUAAAUUUAACUUUAAUGGUCUCUUUUUUCUGUCCUUUCUACACUUCAUGGACUGCUGAUUUUAUAUGGUUCGUGAAUUCUGUUCCCUAGAUCACUUCUUAUUUUAUAUGAAUAAAUGGACUUUGUAUAUCA